CGAACAUUUAUGUUCAGUAGAAUAGAAUUGUCCGUGGCAAAUAGCGUGUAGUGUGCAGAUUAUAUCACGCAUCUAGCAUAAAGACCUAGCGAAGAACGAGAUUUAUAAGCAUUUGACCUCCACGAAGUCGUAAUAAGUUGCUGGAAUAUUUCUUAAUCAAUCAGUUGUUUUCAACGCGUAACAUUGAAUCUAUUUAUUAUUUCGCAAAAAUUCGAACAAUGGCGGAUACUAUCGGCAAGGUAAUUAAAUGUCGUGCUGCUGUGGCAUGGGAACCAAAAAAACCUUUGUCCCUUGAAGUCAUUGAAGUUGCUCCACCAAAGGCUUAUGAAGUGAGAGUUAAAAUCACUGCAGUUGCACUGUGUCAUACCGAUGCUUAUACACUAGAUGGUUUAGAUCCUGAAGGCAUUUUCCCAUGCAUCUUAGGUCAUGAAGGUGCUGGAAUAGUUGAGAGUGUUGGACAUGAUGUUACUGAAUUCAAACCAGGUGACCAUGUUAUCCCUCUUUACAUCCCACAAUGCAGACACUGUAAAUUUUGCAAGUCACCUAAAACAAACGUAUGCAGCAAAAUUCGAGUAACUCAAGGAAAAGGUGUCAUGCCAGACGGAACUUCACGUUUUACUUGUAAUGGAAAAACUUUGUAUCAUUUUAUGGGUUGUUCUACAUUUUCUGAAUAUACAGUAGUUGCUGACAUAUCUCUUGCAAAGGUAGAUCCAUCUGCUCCAUUAGAUAAAAUUUGCUUAUUAGGUUGUGGAGUACCAACAGGAUAUGGAGCAGCUUUAAAUACUGCAAAAGUUGAGAAAGGAAGCACUUGUGCUAUCUGGGGAUUAGGAGCUGUAGGCUUAGCAGUUGCAAUGGGAUGUAAAACAGCUGGAGCCUCUCGUAUUAUUGGAAUUGAUAUCAAUCCAGCUAAAUUUGAAAAAGCAAAAUCAUUUGGUUUCACAGAAUUUUUAAAUCCUAAAGAUCACACCAAACCAAUUCAAGAAGUUCUUAUUGAAAUGAUUGAUGGUGGUUUGGACUAUACUUUUGAAUGUGUUGGAAAUGUUUUAACAAUGAGAGCUGCCCUUGAAUCUUGUCAUAAAGGAUGGGGUGUUUCUGUGAUUGUUGGUGUUGCAGCAGCAGGCCAAGAAAUUAGUACACGUCCAUUUCAACUUGUUACUGGUAGAACUUGGAAAGGAACAGCUUUUGGUGGAUGGAAAUCAAAAGAUAGUGUGCCUCAACUAGUGCAUCAGUAUAUGACAAAAAAAUUGAUGUUAGAUGAAUUCAUUACACACAAUUUGCCUUUUGACAAAAUUAACGAAGGGUUUGAACUUUUACAUUCAGGAAAUUGCUUGAGAGCAGUCUUGUAUUAUUAAACAAAUAUCUUUUUGUACUUUGCACACUUUCUGCAAUGAAACAGAUGAAAAAAUAUAUUUUGAUAUUCAAUGACAGUUAUGCUAUAAUUUUUUAUGAUUAUUAAAAUAUUUAUAGAACAUUCCUUUUUAGUAUAAUAUAAAAUAUUAUCCCACAAUCCUUUAUGCAAGCUAUUAUUAGAAUAUAAAUAACUGUUUACUGAUUUCAAUAAAAAGAUAUUUUUGAGAACUAUAACUUAAAAUAAUUUUAUGAUUUGAACUCUUUAAAUGGAAUUGCAAAGUAUUUAAAUAAGUAAAAACCCAUAUUUAACGUAAAAAACAAUAACUUAACUGAAACGAAUAAAUU
Molecule: messenger RNA, 1695 nt
Organism: Phymastichus coffea
Lineage: Eukaryota; Metazoa; Arthropoda; Insecta; Hymenoptera; Eulophidae
Gene: Fdh
Product: alcohol dehydrogenase class-3
Exons: 7
Coding region: 219-1352 (377 amino acids)
Biological process (GO): formaldehyde catabolic process
Cellular component (GO): cytosol
Molecular function (GO): S-(hydroxymethyl)glutathione dehydrogenase [NAD(P)+] activity; zinc ion binding
Source: RefSeq, a predicted model, not a curated record